AUCUUACAUCAGGAUCACUGACUUCCAAUAUCGUAGGGACGUUUAUAGCAUGUCCCUGAUUGAGGUAGGAUACCAAUAACAGGGCAAAGUCUAUCACGAGUGGACCCGAGGCCACCGUUGUUGUGACUCACCCAACUGAGAAACACUCCUAUUUCACAAUAGAGGAUUAGAGGGACAAUGAACGAGUCAUGGAAGCUGAUAAUUCUACAAUUAAUAGCAGUGGGGUCUCAAGCAAGCCCUCUGACGUAGCAGACCACACUGAAUAUGCUUCUUCUCCAGCUGAGCAAACCACACAGUGCCAGGAUGUUAAAUUUGAAGGUCAGCACAAGAGGGCGGUAUCUCGUUACAUUACAGUUGAAGUACCUCUCGCCCUAACAGUUCUCACGUAUCAACUGAUAGCAACAAUGAAGGCUGAAUAUCUCCACGAUCGACUCUCAGCGAAAUACAAUCAUUCGCUGAUCCACAAUAGCUCAGCAUCGACGUGUGGGCCAAGCACAAAUUUAAACGAAAGCCAUAUCGGAGAUAUGAUUCAGGCUGAAACCUCCACAUGGCUUCUCUACCUGGGUCUAGCGUAUUCCAUCCCGGGUGUCUUCAUGGCUAUUCUUGUCGGUUCCCUGAGCGAUACCUUCGGCCGCAAACCUGCUCUGUGUCUGAACAUCAUAGGGAGCUGUCUACUAUCCACGGUAUACCUAUUCAUCGUCUAUUACCAAGCGCCGGUCGAGUACCUGCUGAUAGGAGACUUUAUCUCCGGCGUGACCGGAGGUCAAGCCUUGCUUCUGUCGACCGGUGCGGCUUAUGUAGCGGAUGUGACGUCAGAAAAGUCCAGGACGCCACGAAUCAUCUUUCUCGAGACAAUAUUCUUCAUAGGUAUGGGUGCAGGGCAGAUCUCCCUUGGAACGGCAUUGCAGUACAGUCCGGAUCACUCGUUCAGAAAGUACCUAGCACCACUAUGGCUGGCUCUUGGUUGCGCCCUAGCGUCACUUGUGUAUACCGUUCUUCCUAACGUCCUGAUAGAAACGGUGGAUAGACGGAAUAGAAGAAAAAGUGUGGGAGUAAGGGUGUUGGUAUCUGGGAUUGUUGAUAUAAUCAGGAUAAACAACAAUGGCAGGCGAUUAAAGGUGAUAAUGUACACGGUUGUCAUGAUUUGCAUAGUCAUUACAGCCAAGUGCCAGUCGCAAUUAACUAUAGUAUACAGUCUCGGGGAACCGUUCUGUUUCAACCCUCUGAUGGUUUCUAUUCUGACCGUCGUUGGUUUAUCAAUCCAAGCUCUUGGUAUGAUAUUCAGCGGUGCUGUCCUAGGUCGUAUUUUGAGUGAGAACUGGAUUCUUCAGCUAAGUUUCUGGAAUACCGGACUUUUUUUUCUUAUCGUUGCUCUAGCACAAAAAGGUUUUCAAUUAUUUAUAGCUGCCGGUAUCGGGGUGUUUGGCGCCAUAUGUUUCCCUGUCGUACGAUCACAACUCUCCAAGCUAGCUAGUGAACAUGAAAGAGGUCUGAUGUUGGCGUUUGUCGGAUGCAUGGACAGUAUAGGGACCUUAUUGACACCCAUCAUCCUGAAUAAUAUUUACUCAGAGACCGUCUCGUUUUAUCCACCUUUGGUCUUCUUCUUCAGUGCAGCGUUUGAGAUCAUCCCUACCGUCUGCGUCGGUAUCCUACAGUGCAGGCAUAGAAGAGAAGUUAAAUAUCACGUGAUCAAUAGGGAGAACAUUGAAGAACACAGUGAAGCACAAUGACGUCACAAAGCAAUCAAUCGGACAUCUGGCAAUGUGUCGUGAUCGACGUUUACUUUUUUUCGCAAUGGAAAUCUACAAUAACGCCAAUUAACUUGUUUUGUUACGCAAUGGAAGUGUCACCGAAUGAAGUGGACUUUUCGUGUCUAAACGGACGGGGGUAUAUAUAUGGUGGCUCCUAAGGGACACGCAAACGCAAAAAUUUGACGUAUAUCUAUGCAACAUAUUUUUCGUUUUUUACGUUCAAGACGUGAAAAUCCACAAAAUUGACGUAUACCUUUGCCUGGUAAUUGUUUUCGUUUGUCUGUACUCAAUGGCCCUGAAGGGACACGCAGACAUGAAAAUCUGCGUCCGAUAUUCACGUCUGCGUCUCCCAAAAGGGACGCGCAGACGUGAAUAUUGGACGCAGAUUUUUUCUUCUUCACGUUUUGGACGUAAACAGACAAUAAAACCCUUGCA
This is a messenger RNA of Strongylocentrotus purpuratus (purple sea urchin), 2186 nucleotides long. RefSeq names its product proton-coupled folate transporter. The coding region runs from base 189 to 1730 and encodes 513 amino acids. NCBI's taxonomy places the organism in Eukaryota, Metazoa, Echinodermata, Echinoidea, Camarodonta, Strongylocentrotidae. Gene Ontology annotation, molecular function: transmembrane transporter activity. Gene Ontology annotation, biological process: transmembrane transport. The record is from RefSeq and is a predicted model, not a curated record. The transcript is spliced from 11 exons. Gene Ontology annotation, cellular component: plasma membrane.